Messenger RNA from Neodiprion virginianus, 3967 nucleotides. RefSeq names its product heart- and neural crest derivatives-expressed protein 2-like. Gene Ontology annotation, biological process: developmental process; regulation of transcription by RNA polymerase II. The transcript is spliced from 3 exons. The record is from RefSeq and is a predicted model, not a curated record. NCBI's taxonomy places the organism in Eukaryota, Metazoa, Arthropoda, Insecta, Hymenoptera, Diprionidae. Gene Ontology annotation, molecular function: RNA polymerase II transcription regulatory region sequence-specific DNA binding; protein dimerization activity; DNA-binding transcription factor activity, RNA polymerase II-specific. The coding region runs from base 390 to 1211 and encodes 273 amino acids.
AUGGUCGCGGCCGGAGGAUAUUCAUUUGUCAUUCCGGCCAUCGGGCGUAUGUGCAUACGACGGUACAGUCGAAUCGUUAAAGUAUCGUUAAUUUUCCGUCACCGUCGCUCGUCGAGCGGGCAAGUCGCCAAAGGCGCGAUUGGUGUGUGUUCCGGUUAAAAGUGUCAAAAUAUGCGAAUCCAUUAGUCUGGGAAGACCAGCGGAAGAUAAAUUGGGCUUUGCAACAGCGGUCAAGAACCGUCGGUCAACUUGAACCCAUUGUACUCGUUGUCGAACAGCUUUUCUCUACGACUGUUGAAUUUGCGGUGACUUUACAGUGUGCACCGCUUUUAGACACCCGCAAGUGCCGCCGGGUAAUUGAUCGUUCUUGAACAAAGGCGUGUACCAUAAUGGCUGCCAUGUUGGACGGAUACGUUAACCAGCUCGAUAAUUAUUACGCCCAUAAUCAGUGUUUUCAACCAAACGCUUAUACCGUACCUGCGCAUCGCCAAGGUGGAAGCGCCGUUGUUCCAGCCAUGGACUGUCACGCCGUUCCCGAUAGUUCUUACUGGAGUCCGAUGGACGCGACGGGAAUAUCCGGGGGCAGUUCCGGCUCCGGAAGUCCGGGCACUUCGGACACUCCACCGUGCCUGGAGGAGCUCGGGAUAACGGAUCCCCCGGCGGCGUUUCACCUCCACACCUAUCACAACCAGAGCCACGUCGUAGCCUCGCACAAUCAUUACGGCGUCGGGUACCACGACCAGGUCGUCGAUGGUCAAAUCCGGGAGGACUACGCCCCCUGCUCAACAUCGGCGGGUCAGGGUUCGUCCUUCAGCCUCGGGACCCCGGUGAGACCGGUCAAGAGGAGGAACACUGCCAACAAAAAGGAGAGACGACGCACGCAGAGUAUAAACAACGCUUUCGCCGACCUCAGAGAUUGCAUUCCCAACGUCCCGGCCGACACCAAAUUGUCCAAGAUCAAAACUCUGAGGCUCGCUUGCUCCUACAUCGGCUACCUCACAGCGGUCCUGGACAGCGACGAACCUCCGGCCACCUUCAGGGCGGAACUCGUACCCGGCAGCAGGCGGUCCAAGCAAUCCGGGGUUGAUCAAAGUCAGGAAGCGAUAUCUCAAGAACCUGUUGAGGAAACGAGGCGUACGAAAGGAAGAACGGGAUGGCCUCAGCACGUCUGGGCCUUGGAAUUAAAGCAAGAACAGCCUCCGGGAUUAUAGCCUAAUUACCACGAACAGCCUGAGAUUCAUCCUACUUUAUACGAACUGGGUAUGUGACAAACAAGGUGGCGUGAUAGAUAAGUGCGGACAUGUCACAAAAAUGAGAGAGCAUUCACGCUUUCGCCUCGGUUCUGAGAGUGCCAUUUUUUGGAGAAUAUAAAUCGUUCUCACGAGAAACGAACGAUCAUUUAAAAUCAACAAGCACGACCACGAAGCUGAUACAUAUUUUUUUCUUAAAUUUGUCUUUGUUCAGAAGCAUCACUUCGAAGAAUAAUUGUUUUCUUCAACUUCAUAUAUGUUUCGUCAGUAAUUUUCUACCCUGCAGAAUUUGGGAAAAAAGAUCAGCUAAUUCGACCUCAAUCGAUAUACCUACCGUAAAAAAAAUAUUCCCAACAAAAUCAUAGUGCCUACAAUUUUUUAUAAGUCGUUAUUAUAUUUCAACUUUUACGAGCAGUUUCAAUCGUCCUAAGAUUUGCUAUAAUUUCGUUGUACCCAGGAUUUUUAACAACGUCACGACGUAGGAAUUUUUAUUACUUGUCUCAAGUUUUGAAAAACGAACAGCUUUUGCAAUGAGGUCGCGUUUCACGGAGGAAGAUACAUAAAUUUCACGUUCACCCGGCUGGUUCAAUAAUUUUUUAUUUUCCAUCGAUCCUUCCACUCGAAUCGUCCGGAAAAAUUAUAAUGCACUGUACCGCGGCGUGGCAAAAGAAAUCGCGGGCAGCUGGUUGAAUUAUACGGGGAAACAUUUGUCAUUGAAUUUUCCUUCAUAAAUAUCUCUGGCGAGCGCGAGUGCGACAUAAAUUACGAAUCAACGUUAGGUGGUCCAGGGAAUCCCUUUUUCCGCGGGUAUCUCGACGCAAGCGUCGCUUGGGAAAAAUAGACACCGCGGAAAAGCGAGCUCGAAAUCAACUAAAACAAACGAUUGGUUUGAAGAUUAAAGAAAAGCUCGUAAAGUGAGCGGACGGAUGUUCAAGCAGGUCCGCUUCACUGUGCAUCAAUUUGAAAAGUGUGCGGAUAUCAAGUUGAAAUUGGUCGUGAAAUCGUUGCUUAUUACGAUAGUAAAGCGUACUUUCUGUUUUGAAAUAUUACUAUUAACGAAGGGGACAGAGUUUAUGGUGAUGCAAGACACCCGAUACCGCGAGGUUUAAAUCCUGUGAGUCACUUUUUCUUCUUCACUUUUUCAACGAGACAUCAAUUACGCGCGGGUUCUGGUAAAUUCGAUAUCUCCGAGUCGUAAUUACGGCGCCAAAAGUCUCGCAACGUUCCAAGUCAUGAUUUAGUGUAUAGUUUUGCUCAAAUGAUUCAUCGACUCACCGCUGACGGCAGCUGUAGGUUUUAAUUAACGCGAAUCGGAAAUUUGCAUGCAUGAAAAUUUUUAGUGUGCCAAUAAUUCAGCUUUUAAAAAAAGCAAUAAACAUAUGUAGCUCGCUUUUUGUAAAUUCAACAAACAGACUUCUCACCUGAAACUGUUUGACGAAACUUUUUACCGCGGGUUACGUAAUGUUCUAAUUUCCAUCGUUUCUUCAACUAAAUUUUUAUCUGAAUUCUAUUUCUUCGAUUAUAUUUUGGCUCAACACUGAGAGGACAAUUUAUUACUGUAUGGUGAAGCCAGUAUUUAUUACCAUGUCGCAUACUAAAACCAUAUUAUCGAUACACAAAUAUGGAUAGCAUAUUUAUUCAGGUUUAAUUUAUCGGUUUCCAAUAAACUUUUAUACAGCUUCGUGAUCGUUUACAGUAUAAAGUAACAAAUAUACAGCUAUUUCCAAGCUUAAUGCAAUAAAAAAAAAUCUCUAUCGUUAUAAUAAAUAUUGAUAUCUUCCUCCUUCUCGUGAUGAACAUUGCUCGCUAGUUGAACUUUUGCAGAAUUCUGAUACGGAAUAGAAUUUAAUCUUGCUCGAAUAAAAAUAAUAAACUUUCGCAAAAUUGGAAUAACAAAAAUCAGCUCGCCGGACGAUUAUUCAAUAAGAAUUGGAAUCACGCGGUUCUGAGGUAAAAUAAUUAGGAAGCUAAAUAUAUUUUGGCAUUUUAUUGCAAUACGUUAGACAUUAUCAAAGGAAAAAUUCGACGAUGCUGUUUAUUGAAAUGCCAAAUAAUAAACCAAAAUCGGUCGCAUGAGCAACAAAUCACCAUCGAGAAUAAUUAAAAAAAAAUAUAUAUAUAUAAAAUGCAUUCUCGAAGGUGCCGAGUCGGAAAAGGUGGAAUCACCAGUUCAUUUUUCUUCGUUCUUUGUUAAUUUUCAAAUACUACGUAAUAUGUGUAAAGUUAUAAUAUAAUACACGCAGAUAGAUAUUACAUAUAAUUAUGCAAGUAUUAUAAGUUAUUUUUAUCGACAAGCAGAGCCAGGACACGCCUGGUUUAAAGUAUAACUGCUGCAUAUACGGUAAUAUAUGCCGAUAGCAAUAAAUAUCUAGUGACUAAAAUUCACCCGCAUAUGUACAUUGUUAGCUAUCUGUCUUUAGUGGCAAUUAAGUCUUACACCAAUGUGUUAUACAGGCACUAGAAUUCGCACGAAACCCGCCGAAUAUCAUCGUGGACUUGGAGCUCUACGGUUAAUAAAUUUUUAAGCAAAGAGUUGAGCGGUAAAAAGUGAUAAUAUUCGCGGAUAAUAUAUACAUAUUUAUAGAAUUAUUUAACUUAUUUUCCACAAUUAUUAUUCAUUUAUGGCUAUUUUGAUAUUUAUUGCGUAAACAGCGUCAUGUGUAUGUAUACAUUGUUACAUAGCGUAUGUGUGUGAAAUAAACGUGAACGUUAAAAAA